Molecule: messenger RNA, 744 nt
Organism: Fusarium vanettenii 77-13-4
Lineage: Eukaryota; Fungi; Ascomycota; Sordariomycetes; Hypocreales; Nectriaceae
Exons: 2
Coding region: 1-744 (247 amino acids)
Source: RefSeq, a predicted model, not a curated record
AUGCCUUCUCUCACUCACUACCUCAUCAUUCUUUCGGCUGUGAUCGUCGGCUCCGUCGUUGCCGAUGUCAACCCCAACGCCCAGGGGGCUUGCGACGAUACCCACGGCGGCCAGGACGCCUGCGGCCCCAACGGUAGUGAGGCUUGGUUGAACACCGGUCUUAACGGCGAAGGAUGGAACCCUCCUUUCCUUGACAUCAACGGCCUCAAGCACAUCUCUCUCGAGGACUACUACAACGGCGUCGGAAGGUCAUGCCGCCAGUACGACCAGUACUUCAAGUCAUCCGGAGAGAAAUACAACAUCGACCCAGCCAUUCUCGCCUUCCUCGCCAUGCAGGAGUCUUCGUGUAAUGCGGAUGCUGGAGGACCUACCCCUGGCUUGAUGCAAUGCGAACCACGCAACUGCCAGAACGGCAAGUCAAGCUACCAAUAUCCCAUUCAGGACAACGUCGACUGUGGAGCCCACGUUCUCCGAGCCGCGCUAGACAAUGCGGGAGGAAAUGCCGUCCGAGCUAUUGGCUCCUACAAUGGAUGGUUCAUCAAGGGGUUUGGUCUUAAUGGAGGCAAAGGAAUCACCGUUGACUACCCCUGCUCCGCUGAGGGCCGCAGGAACGGUGCUCCACAGAACUUGGAUUAUCUGCAUGAGACACUCAAUGGUUGGUUCCAGGGACUGGACGUUUAUGGAAGUGAUGCCGGAAAGUUCGCUACGGCCGUCAAAGUUCAGGGCUUCUGGGAUGACAGUUGA